AUGGCUCCCCCCUCAGUCCGGGGGCGGGGGAGACUGAAGCCGCGGUUCCAACGCAGCCACAAACGCCGGUGCGGAACCAACCGGCCACCAAACGGACGGGCUGCGCGAACGGCCACAGGGGCGGCCCCCCCGCCCCAAGAACGGCCCAGGACCACACAGCCGGGUCGGCAGCUGCGGCUCCGGGGAGCGCGGAGCCGCCAGAGUGCGUGGGGCUCCCAGAGCCAAGGCCUGACGCCGGGGCCUGACCCCGAGCCCCCCCUCGCUCUCUCGCCCCCUCGCUCUUUCGCCCCCUCGCUCUCUCGCCCGUCCCAGCGCGCCACGUGGGCUGCGCGCACCCUACCUGCGGGUGCCACCGCCGCCGAGUGCAGCCGCCCCCGCCCCCGCCGGUAUAAGGGCGGAGGGGUGCGGGGGCGGGAUCGGGGCGUGCCCGGCCACGCUCCGCCCCCCUCGCGCCACGUGCUCCUCGCGGGCCCCCCCGACCCCUGCUCGCCCUCACGAGCCCUGCGGGCUGGGCCGUGCGCCGCAGCACGUACCGCCCCGGCACGGACCGCCACGGCACGGACCGCCACAGGACGGACUGCCCCGGCACGGACUGCCCCGGCACGGACCGCCACGGCCCUACGGGCCUCCGGUGGUGGCGGUACGGGCUUUGGGGCCGAGUGUGCUGGGAGGCCGGCCCGGAUGACUGCCCGGAGCAGCGGCAGCGCGGGACUUCCCUGA
Messenger RNA from Serinus canaria (Common canary), 720 nucleotides. RefSeq lists its product as uncharacterized. Lineage: Eukaryota; Metazoa; Chordata; Aves; Passeriformes; Fringillidae. The coding region runs from base 1 to 720 and encodes 239 amino acids. The transcript has a single exon. The record is from RefSeq and is a predicted model, not a curated record.